AUGAACUCCGAAUGGCGAACCCUGUACUUGCAGUUCUGUAUACUGUUGCCAGCACUUUCCAACCGUUACCUCAAGACAUUUAUCGCUAUGAGAUUGGUCUUAUGGUGCAAUAGCUACAUCGCAGUGACAGGGGCUGCAGCGUCCUUGUUCAAGGGGGAGAGCCUAGAGAGAGAGGAGGACGCUCUAGUUAGCUUGUUUCCACUGAUUGGAUCUUCAAGUGUCAGGCACUUUACAAGCACUGCUUGCUUGUUGGGUGUCACUGGAGUUUUGGCUCCGAUUCUUGAGGAAACUAAGUUUAAACUAGUGUGUUGGAAAGUGGAGGCUGGAUUAACUAGUAAUCUGCCACCCAGGGUACCUACUCCAGUUGCUAUUGGAAUAAGUGCAGUUGUAUUUGCACUUGCACAUCUCACUCCGGAAGAGUUUCCCAGUUGCUCUGCUGUGGGAUUGUCAUAUGCUCAAACUCACAACCUUUUAACCCCCAUCACAAUAGAUGCUCUCUGGAACUCAGGAGUGAUAUUGCUUCUGACCUUCCUUCAUAUAAACAUGAUGAUGUCCGAGUAUUGA
Molecule: messenger RNA, 564 nt
Organism: Prunus armeniaca (apricot)
Lineage: Eukaryota; Viridiplantae; Streptophyta; Magnoliopsida; Rosales; Rosaceae
Source: the annotation of a GenBank genome assembly